Molecule: messenger RNA, 1293 nt
Organism: Geosmithia morbida
Lineage: Eukaryota; Fungi; Ascomycota; Sordariomycetes; Hypocreales; Bionectriaceae
Product: TPR repeat protein
Exons: 1
Coding region: 1-1293 (430 amino acids)
Biological process (GO): protein folding
Molecular function (GO): Hsp90 protein binding
Source: RefSeq, a predicted model, not a curated record
AUGGCCGGUUUUGCGCCACCGUCCAGCGGCGAGCCAGUGCCGAGCGUGGAGGAGCUCACGGAGCAAAUGGUACGAGCGAUGGAGGCCAAGGAAGCCGAAGAUGCGGCGGCGGCGGCGGCGGCGGCGGGACAGCAGGUAGGCACCGAGGGCAGCAGCAGCGCGACGAAGCCGCUGCUGCCGCCGACGCACCGCCUGGCGUCGAACAUGACGGUGGACGAGGUGCUGGCGGACCUGAACAAGUCGCCGCUGUUCAUGACGGAGCUGGAGGAGAACGACGACAUCGCGGCGCUGCAGGCGCUCAACUACGAGGGCACGGCUCUGGAGAACGCGAGCGACUUCCGCACGCGGGGCAACGAGUCGUUCCGGGGCAGGCACUACCGCGACGCGCGGGAGUUCUACACCAAGGGCGUGCAGAUCCUGGCGGAGCAGGAGGCCAGGCGGGCGCGCGGGGAGGCGACGACGAGCCCGGAGGGCGUGGAAGACAGCGAGGAGGAGGUGGCGGAGCAGCGAAAGGUGCUGGAGGGCCUGUACGCCAACCGCGCGGCUUGCAGCCUCGAGCUGCUCAACUACCGGUCCUGCUGGCUGGACUGCGCGGCGGCGCUGCGGCUCAACCCGGCCAACGUCAAGGCCUACUACCGCAGCUCGCGGGCCCUGCUGGCCGUGGGCCGCAUCGAGGAGGCCGACGACGCCUGCGCGCGCGGGCUGGCCCUCGAUGCCGACAACAAGCCCCUGCGCGCCGUGGCGGACGAGAUCGUCAAGAGGGCCCGCGCGCGCGACGAGAAGCGCAGGAAGGACGCCGAGCGCGACGCCACGCAGCGCAGGCGCGCCACGCUCCUCAGGGCCGCCCUCAAGGCCAGGGGCAUCCCGUCGCGCAGGUCCGACAAGCCGCCCGACAUGGAGGACGCCGCCGUCGCCCUCGUGCCGGACCCGGACGAUCCCCGCAGCAGGCUCUCCUUCCCCACACUGCUGCUGUACCCCGUCCACUACGAGUCGGACUUCAUAAAGGCCUUUGAGGAGACGCAUACCCUCGACGACCACCUAGGCUACAUCCUGCCCCUGCCGUGGGAUGACAAGGGCGUCUACAGGCCCGACAAUGUCGAGGCCUACGUCGAGACCCGCGAUGGCGGCCUGCUCAAGAUGGGUAGGCGGGUGUCGUUGCUGAAGGUGCUCAGCACGGGUAAGGUUGAGGUCGUGGAUGACGUUGUGCGCAUAUUCGUCUUGCCAAAGGGUGAUGCCGCCCAGGGAUGGAUCAAGAAGUUUAAGGAGCAGAAGGCUGCUAUGAUAAAAAAGUAA